Messenger RNA from Adineta ricciae, 1371 nucleotides. NCBI's taxonomy places the organism in Eukaryota, Metazoa, Rotifera, Eurotatoria, Adinetida, Adinetidae. The record is from the annotation of a GenBank genome assembly.
AUGGAAUUUAUUCUGGAGAAAAUGAAAUUAGCAGGAAGUACACAGCAACUGGAAAAUGAAAGAGAAAGUCACUACGUUUUUGAAGAUAAUUUUAAUGCAUCACUGAAAGACAUGAUUCAAUCGAAAGCCUCUUAUACCAAACUUGAACAAAUCUGCUAUCGAUAUGAGAAUCGUGAAGGAGAAAACUCUGGUGAGAACAUGAUUAAUCAUGAAAGACGUGUUGAGCUGUCACACGAGCAUUUUCUGAAGCAAAAGCUAUGGCUUUUGCUCUCUCGUAUACCCUUUUAUUGGGGUCACGUUACUCGAGCUUGUGAACUGAACAGUUCGAAAAAAGGUAAAAAAGGACACGAUUCCAAAGCAUUCAAAAACCGAAAUACACUGUUCAAAAUUUACUCGCUAACCGGUCGUUCAAUCAAAGAUUUUUCGAGCUAUCCAGAAGAAGACGAAGUUCUUUUUCUUCCACAUUCUACAUUUAUUGUUCUCAAUCGCAAAGCCUCCAAAACAGAAGAAAAGAAUACGAGUGUCAACAAUACAACUGUUGCUGCUGGCACCUAUGGACAUACGUACACCAAAAGUCAAGCUCACGAAGACGAUGGCAUGAUGCACAAUACGAAAAACACCAACAUUGAUAUAUUGCUGACGAGCUGCGAGAUGCGCAACUUAAACAAUAGCCGACAGAACUGUGUUCUCAUUACAACUGGCUCGUUCAACCCCGUUCAUCCUUUCCAUUUUCAAAAUUUAUUACGCGUUAAAGAGCACCUUGAACGAGAACAUCAGCCACCAAUGAACGUACUUGCAGGAUACAUCUCACCAACACACGAUUCAUACGUGCAUUCGAAACUAGACGAUUCGGCAUGGAUUCCAGCUAAAGAUCGAUGUCGUCUGUGUGAAGAAGCUAUCGAAUAUGAAGGUUCGAAAGUAUCAUCAUGGAUUGCUGUUUCUCGAGGUGAAAGUGAAUGGUAUGAUGGUUUUGUCGAUUUCUCUCCAGUUACAGAAAAUCUUCGUGAUUUUCUAAAUACUACACUCGUUGGACAAAACAACUUACUGAGAUAUCCACUUCGUGUGAUUUAUGUAUGCGGAUUAGAUCAUUAUAACAAAUGUACGUAUGUGGAGCGUAUGGUGCAACAAAAUAAUAUGUCCUGUGCUAUUGUGUAUCGUCGAGGAUGCGAUGAACAACAAAUCAAUCGUUCACUUAAAACAACAAAUGUUAUAUAUGUUUCCUUGUCGAAGGAGCGUACGAAACUUACUGAUGUAAGUUCAACACAAAUUCGCGAAUAUUUUCAAAAUCCAACUGCCAAUAAUACGAAUAUCGAGAGAAAUAUAUAUCCAUCUGUACGUGACUACAUGAGAAGAAAACAUCGCAAGAAAUAA